Messenger RNA from Lotus japonicus, 2341 nucleotides. Its product is annotated as microtubule-associated protein 70-2-like. Gene Ontology annotation, molecular function: microtubule binding. Gene Ontology annotation, biological process: cytoskeleton organization. Bases 286 to 2016 code for a protein of 576 amino acids. The record is from RefSeq and is a predicted model, not a curated record. The transcript is spliced from 11 exons. Lineage: Eukaryota; Viridiplantae; Streptophyta; Magnoliopsida; Fabales; Fabaceae.
UUACUUGAGAGUUGCUUAAGUACAUGUGGUAAUACGAGUCCACAUAAAUAGUGCUAAGAACUAAGAAAUAAAUCCUUGAAAAUGCUCAUAUAACUUAGUUUGGUGAAUCACAGCUAAAACUCAAGUAUACUCACUCUUGUUGCUCUUUAAAGCCAUGACUUGAGCAUAACUCCACCGUCUUUCUCUCCCCCACCAUUCUCUUCUCUUUUUAAUUCAAACACCACACAGCACAACACAUUGCACACACCUCUCUAUCUCUCUCUCUGUGUUUUUGAAUUUCAAACAAUGUCGUCUAGCAGCAGCCACAUUGGUAACGCCGGCGGUGAACACGACGGCAAAACCUUCUUCAAAGGCCGCCCCAAAAAGCCUCCUGCCGUCGUCGACGACGACUUCCUCACCCUCUUGCACGGUUCUGAUCCCGUCCGUGUCGAGCUCACUCGCCUCGAAAAUGAACUCCGAGAGAAAGACAGAGAGUUUGGGGAUGCUGUUGCGGAAAUCAAGUCCUUGAGGAACUCAGAGCGUCUUAAACAGAAGGCGGUUGAAGAGCUAACAGAUGAGCUGAACAAGGUAGAUGAGAAGCUAAAAGUAACCGAAGCUCUUCUCGAAAGUAAGAACCUUGAAAUAAAAAAAAUUAAUGAUGAGAAAAAGGAAGCAUUGGCUGCACAAUUUGCUGCAGAAGCUACACUUAGAAGGGUCCAUGCUGCUCAGAAAGACGAUGAAAUGCCUCCAAUUGAAGCUAUUAUCGCCCCCCUGGAGGCAGAGCUUAAGCUUGCUAGGAUGGAGGUGGAAAAGUUGCAAGAUGACAAUAGCGCACUGGAUCGGCUAACCAAAUCAAAGGAGGCUGCACUUCUUGAGGCUGAGAGAACUGUUCAAAUCGCUUUGGCGAAAGCAUCCCUGGUUGAUGAUCUGCAAAACAAAAAUCAAGAAUUAAUGAAACAGAUUGAAAUAUGCCAGGAGGAGAACAAAAUCGUGGACAAAAUGCAUCGCCUAAAGGUUACUGAAGUUGAAAAGCUAACCCAAACUGUUCGUGAACUUGAAGAGGCUGUCUUGGCAGGUGGUGCUGCUGCUAAUGCUGUCCGUGAUUACCAGCGCCAAGUGCAAGAGAUGAAUGAGGAAAGGAAAGUUUUGGAGCGGGAAGUAGCUCGUGCUAAAGUUACUGCAAACAGGGUUGCCACUGUAGUUGCGAAUGAGUGGAAAGAUGCUAACGACAAAGUGAUGCCUGUAAAGCAUUGGCUAGAAGAAAGAAAAGUUUUCCAGGGUGAAAUGCAACAACUACGAGAUAAAUUGACUGUAGCUGAGCGCACUGCAAAAGCAGAAGCACAAAUGAAGGAAAAAUAUCAAUUGCGAUUCAAAGUUUUGGAAGAAAGGAUUAAGGCAUCUAAUGGUAAUUCCAAAAUCACUGCACCAGAUGGAAGGAACAUUUCUAGACCUUCACGUCGUCAAUCUUUUGGUGGAGCUGAUAGUCUUUCGACAUUCUCCUCCAAUGGAUGUCUAUCAAGGAAAAACUUGAGUUUAAAAUCAGGGUCUCUAAGAUCAAACAGUGGUAAUAUGUUACUAAAGAAUGGAAAAUUUUCAGAAGCAAAUGGGCUAGGUCAUGGCAUGCCAACCAACACGAAUGAUCAUACCAUCACUAGUGAAACAAAUACUACACAUGAAGAGAGUGAAAAUAGUACUCUAAUUGAAAAAUCUAAACCAGAACAUGAAGACUUUGUUUCAGGAAUGCUUUAUGACAUGUUGCAAAAAGAGGUUAUAUCUCUGAGGAAAGCUUGUCAUGACAAGGAUCAGAAUCUUAAAAACAAGGAGGAUUCAAUAGAGAUGUUGGCGAAGAAGGUUGACACAUUGAAUAAAACUAUGGAAGUUGAAGCCAAAAGAAUGCGUAGGGAAGUAGCUUCCAUGGAAAAGGAGGUUGCUGCUCUGCGGGUUAGUAAGGAUGACCAUAGGAUACGGCGAACCAGUGCUCCUAGGGCGGCUGUAAAUUCCCAGUCAAUUUCUGCCAGGAGUGCACGUAACUUUUAGGCAAAUUCACUUGCCUCUGCCUGAUCACAUGCAAGUAUGACCAGACAGAAAUGUAUCUCUUUAUAUUCUUCCCUCCUGUGCUGAAUAGAGUUGUUGAUUUAUCAUUCUUUAUUCUCUUUUCUCUAUCUCCUCUAUCUAGGCGCUCUGUAUAGCUGUCUCGCCAGGGGUAGUGGAUGAAGGGACCUGGUGUUUUGCUGGGAAUCCAUGUCUAGUACAUAUUUCAUUGUAUACUAUACUCAGAAAGAAGAAUUAUGAUUAAUGGUUGCGCAUGAUUUGUGGAAAUAUCUGAUAUGGCUGUCUCUAAUAAGUUCUUUUGAUUGAUUCA